AGCGUAACGUGUGUCACGUGGCAGCGCCGCUUACGCCGCUCUCAAACAUGGCAGGCAAAGCAGGCAAGCCGAGUCGCCCUCGAAAGGCGGAUAAGGACGAAGAGGAGCAGCCGCUGCAGGCUGUUCUGGUCGCAGACAGCUUCAACCGCAGGUUUUUCCCCAUCACCAAAGACCAGCCGCGGGCUCUUCUGCCUCUUGCUAAUGUCUCCAUGAUUGACUACACAUUAGAGUUCCUGACCUCUACUGGAGUGCAAGAGACGUUUGUCUUCUGCUGCUGGAUGGCCAGCAAAAUAAAGGAACACUUACAGAAGUCCAAAUGGUGUCGCCCCACAUCUCCAAAUGUGGUGCACGUCAUCACCUCUGACCUGUACCGUUCCCUCGGGGAUGUGUUGAGGGACGUGGACGCCAAAACUCUCGUCCGCUCGGACUUUCUGCUGGUGUAUGGGGACGUGGUGUCCAACAUCGAUAUUUCCCAGGCUUUACAGGAACACAAACAGCGGCGCAGUAUGGAUAAGAACGUCUCGGUGAUGACCAUGAUCUUCAAAGAGUCGCCUCCCGGUCACAAGACUCGCUGUGAAGACGAUGACAUUAUAAUAGCUAUGGACGGCAAGAGCAAGCGCAUUCUUCAUUACCAGAGAGCACAGGCCUUAAAGAGACUCCACUUCCCUAUGAAUAUUUUCCAUAGUGGAAGUGAUGAGUUUGAAAUUAGGUUUGAUCUUCUGGAUUGUCAUAUUAGCAUCUGUUCUCCACAGGUUGCUGAGCUUUUCACAGACAACUUUGACUACCAGACAAAAAAUGACUUUGUCCGUGGGCUUCUAGUCAAUGAAGAGAUCCUGGGAAACCAGAUCCAUAUGCAUGUCACUAAAGAUGGAUAUGGGGCUCGUGUGUCGAACCUCCUCAUGUACGACACCGUCUCUUCCGACACGAUCCGCCGUUGGGUCUAUCCCAUCACACCCGAGGCCAACUUUGCAGACCUGGAAGGCCAGAGCUGUACUCACUCUCGACAUAAUGUGUACCGUGAGACAGGGGUCAGUCUGGGUCACGGCAGCCAGAUGGAGGAAAAUGUGCUUAUUGGCCGAAAUACAAUGAUUGGAGCAAACUGCACCAUAUCAAAUACUGUGAUUGGUGCAAACUGUGUCAUCGGAGACAAUGUGACUCUGGAUAGAGCUUACAUAUGGAACAGAGUCCACAUAGCCGACGACGUGAAGGUCAAGCAGUCUGUAAUCUGUGAUAAUGUGGAGGUGAAACACGGAGUUGUUUUGAAUGAGCAGUGUGUGCUCGCCUACAAUGUUGUGGUGGGUCCAGAUAUUACUCUUCCAGAAGGCACAGUUCUGUCCAUGCACCAUCCAGAUGAAGAGGAUGAUGAAGAUGACGAUGAGUUCUUGAGCGAUGACAAUGAUGUUGGUUACAGAAAAGACAAAACCAAACUGAAAGUGUUUAACCCAGCAGAGGUUGGUUCAGAGGGUAAAGGAUACAGAUGGAAGACCAGCAGUCUUGAAGACACAGAGGAAGAUGAGCUCGCUGAAUGCAUUUGGGAACAGUCCCUGUAUGUUUCCUCACAGUUGUUGAAGAAGUGGGCGCCAGUCUUUAAGAACUAUGUGAAGAGACCUCAAGACCAACUGGACUGUCUUGCUUCCAUGGAGGAGGUUUUCCUUGAACGUGAAACUCAUUGGGCAGCUUUGGUCAAAGUGCUGAUGAGUAUGUACCAGCUGGAGAUCUUGGAGGAGGAAGGCAUCAUGCACUGGUUCAAUCAGGGCUCCACCACAGACAAGAGCCAACAGCUCCGCAGGAAUCAAGGGCUCUUGAAGUUCAUUCAGUGGCUACAGGAGGCUGAGGAGUCUUCAGAAGAAGAUGAAUGAACCUAAACCAUCGUGCGUGUGAAUAACACACUCUGGAUGGUCAUUUAAACACUUUACAAACCAGAAAAAAACACCAAUGUUUGUGGAAUGGUUUGAUGGUCCUGACAAAUGGCAACAUAUAAAGGUGUGGAAAUGGAUAUUUAUUCAUAGUUUUUUAUUUUUCUUUCUUGAUUUCUGUAUGCUUGCUGAAAAGCAUUGUUUAAACCAAAAAUGUGACCCUGGACCACAAAACCAGUCAUAAGGGUCA
Messenger RNA from Sinocyclocheilus grahami, 2106 nucleotides. RefSeq names its product translation initiation factor eIF-2B subunit epsilon-like. The record is from RefSeq and is a predicted model, not a curated record. Gene Ontology annotation, molecular function: guanyl-nucleotide exchange factor activity; translation initiation factor binding; translation initiation factor activity. Lineage: Eukaryota; Metazoa; Chordata; Actinopteri; Cypriniformes; Cyprinidae. The transcript is spliced from 13 exons. Bases 48 to 1859 code for a protein of 603 amino acids. Gene Ontology annotation, biological process: biosynthetic process. Gene Ontology annotation, cellular component: eukaryotic translation initiation factor 2B complex.